This is a messenger RNA of Neopsephotus bourkii (Bourke's parrot), 649 nucleotides long. RefSeq names its product gastrokine-1-like. The transcript is spliced from 6 exons. Lineage: Eukaryota; Metazoa; Chordata; Aves; Psittaciformes; Psittacidae. The coding region runs from base 71 to 580 and encodes 169 amino acids. Gene Ontology annotation, biological process: regulation of cell population proliferation. The record is from RefSeq and is a predicted model, not a curated record.
CUUUGGGCUAUUACUGUAUAAAAAGAGUACACAUGCAUUGCCAGCAGAUCUCACCUCGCCUACCACCAAAAUGAAGGUCACUAUCGUGAUUGCUUCUCUCCUUGGUGUUUUCCUGGCGCCAGCUCUUGCUCACAGGAAAAGCGAGAGAAACCUCAAGGGGCACCGCAGUGUGAGCUUGUUCUAUGACCCAGAGGACAACAUCUACCCAGAGGAGGGCUCCGACCCUUGGAAAUCAGUCUGGGAUGUGAAGACGGGCUAUGUUGCCACCAAGGUAUUGUCAAAACACACCUGCAUCAUCUCUAAAAUGGACGAGAGUUUCCUGUUUGAUGACGGGUUUCCUGAGCCACCUCUAGGCAACCAGGGAUCUGACCCUCGCCCGCUUCCACCCAGAGAGAAUCGCCUCCUCAUCUCAAGAGACAGGCUCCAAAGCUUGCGCCCAUAUGGAAAACGCAUUCAAGCCCUGUGCAGAGGGGUUCCCUCUUACCUGGCUUACCCAGCUGCUGGCUCAAACUUCGUUAUGGAAGAGGCUUCAUGCUUCAAAGUUAAGGUUAAUGAACAGCUUUUCCAUUACUGUCAUUAAUUCCUGAAGGAUUAGACCAGCAUCUGCAUGAACAGGAUUUUCCUCCCCGAUAACCCGCUCUUGAUCACA